This is a messenger RNA of Marmota monax (woodchuck), 1315 nucleotides long. It is a transcript of the gene Rac2, whose product is annotated as Rac family small GTPase 2. The coding region runs from base 139 to 717 and encodes 192 amino acids. The record is from RefSeq and is a predicted model, not a curated record. Gene Ontology annotation, molecular function: GTP binding; GTPase activity. Lineage: Eukaryota; Metazoa; Chordata; Mammalia; Rodentia; Sciuridae. Gene Ontology annotation, biological process: small GTPase-mediated signal transduction. The transcript is spliced from 7 exons.
CCGCUUCCUCCUGCUCCUGGGCUGUGGGUGGCUGCUCCUCGCUGCUGCUGGGGCACCUGCCAGCCUCUGCACACCCCUGGCGCCUGGGGAAGCUCUCCUGCCCUGAGCUGUCACUGCCGUCCCUCAGGCCCGGACGCAAUGCAGGCCAUCAAGUGUGUGGUGGUGGGAGAUGGAGCCGUGGGAAAGACCUGCCUCCUCAUCAGCUACACCACCAACGCCUUCCCAGGAGAGUACAUCCCCACCGUGUUUGACAACUACUCAGCCAAUGUGAUGGUGGACAGCAAGCCCGUGAACCUGGGGCUGUGGGACACGGCUGGCCAGGAGGACUACGACCGCCUGCGGCCACUUUCCUACCCCCAGACGGACGUCUUCCUCAUCUGCUUCUCCCUCGUCAGCCCGGCCUCCUACGAGAAUGUCCGCGCCAAGUGGUUCCCCGAGGUGCGGCACCACUGCCCCAGCACCCCCAUCAUCCUGGUGGGCACCAAGCUGGAUCUGAGGGACGACAAGGACACCAUCGAGAGGCUGAAGGAGAAGAAGCUGGCACCCAUCACGUACCCACAGGGCCUGGCACUGGCCAAGGAGAUAGACUCGGUGAAGUACCUGGAGUGCUCGGCCCUCACCCAGCGGGGCCUGAAGACCGUCUUUGACGAGGCCAUCCGCGCCGUCCUGUGCCCCCAGCCCACGCGGCAGCAGAAGCGCCCCUGCAGCCUCCUCUAGGUGCCCCAGCCCUCCCUCCAGAUGGUCCUGACCCUCUGGGGUCCCUGCCCAAAGCCCGAUGGCUCGGUGGCUGGCCUGUCCCCUCCCUGUGACGUCUCUUCGCGAUGGCUGCAGAGCUUGGCUGACCGUCUCCGCUGGACGCCCUGGGCCGGGUCCUGAUCCCACGCUCCUGCCUUCCCAGGGCCCAGGGGCCCCAGGUCAAGGGCAGCCCACGCCCACUCGCCCCAGGCCCCCUCCGUGAGCUUCACGGCUGCUGGCCACCCCUGUUGACCUUCAGGGUCAGGGUCUCGCUCCGAUACUGAGGUCCUGCUUCUCUGAAAGUCAGGCUGAGCAAAACAGGGCCUUCGAAGCUGCUCCCCUGCCCCUCGUUCUGGUUCUUUGAGACGAUGUGAACAGGUCGGUUCUCUUCCUCUCUGUGGUGUCCUCCAAGCCCCUGCCCUCCCCGCCGCCUUCCGCUCACUCCAGGACCCUGAGCGCAUCCUCCUGGGAGAGCCUCCACUGCUCCUGCUCUGCCCGUCAGGACUCUGCUGCCGCAAGUAGAAAACCCCCUUCAAGCUUCUGAAGCAGAAAAUAAAUACAUGGUUCCCGUUUGAAACUA